AUGGAAACUAGACUGGAUUGUGCUAUAAAAGCCAGUAAUCAACUGGUAACAACUUUACAUCGUGACGGUUUGGACAACGGAUGUGUCACAACGUUUAAUGACUCUUUGGUUAUUAGGCAGAACUUUACGGAUGACGAAAAUAGGCUUCAUCGUUCCCUCAAUUCUUUGAGAAACGCAGCGGCUGGUGAAACCCGUCUUUAUGACAGUAUAUACGAUGUCGUCGUAGGAAUUUUCCGUCGAAAGGCUAACCGCACUCGUCCUUGGAUUCUAGUCGUCGUGACUGAUGGAGAUGACAAUUGCAGUACACGAAGUGCUAGGCAAUGUGCUCAAGAAGUCUAUCGUUUAUUUACUAAUGAAGAAAGUAACUUUUUGUUUGUCGUCGGUGUGGGAAGCGGUGUAAAUUCAUCUAAACUGCAAGAGAUGGCCAACGUUGGUAGAUUUGAAUACAUCCAUGUCAAAGAUUUCCUCCUUCUCGAAGUUGCUUUAAUAACUCUUGCUCACAAAGUAACCACUUCCCUGUCGCUUUCCGUCAACGCCCUCUCUGUUGGUAAUGUUUCCGCAUCUUGGGCUGAAGUUCAAGAACAUAGAAAACUCAGCAACGUUGCCAUUGAUUACGGUUUGCUGAUAGACAUGUCGACAUCCAUGAACGAAAUAUCGAGCAGGGCACAAUGUUUUGAGGGACAUGAUUUGAGAAAGUAUAGGUUGGGACCGUGGAUUUGUGACGUAUGCGGAAAAAACGGCCCGACAGAAAUGUCUGAGUACCAUUGCCCCAAAUGUGACUUUAAUGCAUGCCAUAGCCAUUGCGUAUCCGGCAGUCCUUGCAAACCAACCAGCAGCUGUCCAAACAAACAUCCAAUGCGAUACGUAAAUAAAAAAGACCCAUGGCGAUGUGACGAAGACAAAAAAUUGUAUACAGGAAAAAGGCUUCGAUGUGAUCGGUGUGAUUAUGAUAUAUGUCCAAAUUGUCUAAUAGAGGCAGAGAGAGCAGACAGAGCGCUUGCCUAUCUCAUGGCUAGCUUACUCUUGCGAGAUUAG
Paraglomus brasilianum is the source of this 1035-nucleotide messenger RNA. Lineage: Eukaryota; Fungi; Glomeromycota; Glomeromycetes; Paraglomerales; Paraglomeraceae. The record is from the annotation of a GenBank genome assembly.